ACAGCAUUGAGUGGCACACCUUCCACCUUGGCACUUGCUGCACUGAAGCCUGGCUGCUGCCCUGCAUCCUUUGCUCAGCUGGACCAACAUGGAUCAGGAAAAGGAGCUGCUAAAAAUCACCAAAAAGCUGGAGAAGAUGGUGGCCAGGAGGAGCAUGGAAGGGGCCCUGGACCUUCUGAAGAAGCUAGACAGCUAUCAGCUGUCCAUCCGGCUGCUACAGACAACCAGGAUUGGGAUUGCUGUUAAUGGUGUUCGCAAGCACUGCUUAGACAAGGAAGUGGUAGCCUUGGCCAAAGUCCUCAUCAAAAACUGGAAGCAGCUGUUGGGUUCCCCAGGAUCUCCCGAAGGAAAAAAAGGAAAGAAAAGAGAAAAAGCAAAGAAGGAGAAAGUGCUUGCUUGUUCAUAUUGGAAGCCAGAAGCAGCCCUUUCUUCACCCAGGGGGAAAGGAAGGGAAGAGCCCAAGAGCAGGAGAGAUUCUGUGCACUCCAAGGCUUCCGGCAGCUCUCUAAAAAGGCCAUCGAUGAAAAGAUCAAACAGCAGCAAAUCAAAAGUGAAGACCCCUAAAACACCCAGCGAUUCCUCGACAUUUGCACCCUCCCUCUGCCUCUUGUCUCCCUGCUAUCUCACAGGAGACUCUAUCCGGGACAAAUGUGUGGAGAUGCUGUCAGUGGCCCUGAAGGCAGAAGAUGAUUACAAGAAUUAUGGAAUCAACUGCGACAAGAUGGCAUCAGAAAUUGAAUAUCAUAUCUACCAGGAGCUCAAGAGCACUGACAUGAAAUACCGGAACCGGGUGCGCAGCCGUAUCAGCAACCUCAAGGACCCCAAGAACCCUGACCUCAGGCGGAAUGUUCUCAGUGGAGCCAUUUCCACGGGACUCAUUGCCAAGAUGAUGGCAGAGGAAAUGGCCAGUGAUGAGCUGAGGGAGUUGAGGAAUGCCAUGACUCAGGAGGCCAUCCGCGAGCACCAGAUGGCCAAGACCAGUGGCACCAACACCGACCUUCUCCAGUGUGGCAAGUGCAAAAAGAAGAACUGUACCUACAACCAGGUCCAAACACUCAGCGCUGAUGAGCCCAUGACUACCUUUGUCCUAUGCAAUGAAUGUGGGCACCGCUGGAAGUUCUACUGACAGCUCCACCCACCACGAAGCAGUGAAGGAGGUGAGGAAGAACAAGGAAGCAGCACUAAACCAGCUGACCGGGAGGAAAAAAAAUGAAAAUGAAAAAAAUACUCAUCUCUGAAUGAGGCAGUAGCGAUCAGAGGGAGAAUUCUUUUGCCAGUUAAUAAUCAGUCAUUCACAGUGAUUGGCUAAUAGGAAAGCAUAACUGCUGCAUCCAUCAGGCUAAGAAUCUGGGUUGGCAAACUUCUUGUAGAAAAUCAGAGCAUUAUUGCUGAAGAGUCACAUCUUUGACAAUGAGCUGCCUGGCCUUUGCUUUGGAGCCCUUCCCUCUCAUCCAAAUCUCUCAAUCCUUUCCUGAGUUGAAAAUUACCGGAGAUCUGGGGGUAUAAUUCAGGAUAAGAAUGCUUACCUAGCACAUGUGAAGCCCAGGUUCAAUUCCCAGCACUGUAAGAAAGAAAGGAAGAAAUAAAGCAAGAAAGCAGAUCAGAGUUGGGGUGUAGCUCUGGAGUAGAGUACAUGCUUAGUAUACUUGAGGUCCUAGUUCAAUCCCUACCACCAAAAAAAAGAAAAGAAAGAAAAAGGGAUGAGGAUAUAGUUCAAUGUGAAGAC
Molecule: messenger RNA, 1726 nt
Organism: Fukomys damarensis (Damara mole-rat)
Lineage: Eukaryota; Metazoa; Chordata; Mammalia; Rodentia; Bathyergidae
Product: transcription elongation factor A protein 3-like
Exons: 1
Coding region: 89-1126 (345 amino acids)
Biological process (GO): DNA-templated transcription; transcription elongation by RNA polymerase II
Cellular component (GO): nucleus
Molecular function (GO): nucleic acid binding; zinc ion binding
Source: RefSeq, a predicted model, not a curated record